This is a messenger RNA of Cryptococcus deneoformans JEC21, 1658 nucleotides long. RefSeq names its product expressed protein. Lineage: Eukaryota; Fungi; Basidiomycota; Tremellomycetes; Tremellales; Cryptococcaceae. The record is from RefSeq and is a predicted model, not a curated record. The transcript is spliced from 4 exons. Bases 9 to 1598 code for a protein of 529 amino acids.
CCCCGCCAAUGCCAAAACGCAAAUCGAAUCCCUCGGACCACCUCCCGAAUCCCCCGCCCCCCCUCUCCUCCCUCGACGCGGCCCUCGAUCUCCUCGUAUGCGACACCUUCACACGCCUCAACUCUGUCGCCGCAAAGUUCGAGGCAUGUGCUGGCGUAAAACUCAAUGACGGUGUCGUCAAGGCCAGGUGGGAGGAGGCUGUCAGCAGAUACUGGGUCAUCAAGAGCAUGGACGAGCUGACAUGUGGCGCGAAAAAAAUGGAAGUGAAAGAGGGCACGGCGGAAGCUGACCGCGACGGAAUGGAACAGAAUGGUGUGGAUGGCAAUCAAGUGGGAGAGAGGGCAGACAGCAAUGGGAGACCGUUGCCCGCUUCAUAUCCAGGUGCAGUGGUAACCCACAGUUUAACACCCGAGGAAGAACAUGAGUGGCGAAAAUGGACUCCGAAAGCUGGCGACGUUGUCCUGGUGGACACUUUUGAAGACGGCCUCUGGCCUGCAAAGAUUAUCGACAAGAAAAUCUUUUUCCAAGGCCGUACCGUCCCCAGAGGCAAUCAUUUCUUCCCAGUCCGCAUUUAUAAUGAAGAUAUGCCUCCGUCGAUCACCGUCAAAUCUCGUCUCAUCCCAUUCCAUCUCCGCGCGAACCCUCCUUUAAUGGCCUCCACUGCCCUACUAAGUGCCUAUCAUCACGCCGCCAACCCGACUACGUUUGACAUGUUGGCGUCGGCACGUGAAACGCUGGCGGCCCAUAAUCGUCUUCAUCCUUGUGUCAUUGACGAAGAGUCCAAAGCCAGAUUCAAAGCCGAGAAAGAAGCAUGGAAUAAACAAGUUAACUGGGUCAUGGGCGAAAGACGCGUAGAAAAGCUUCGAUCCACCGCGGAAGAGAGGGAAAAACGACUGAGAGAAGUGGCCAGAUCGACAUCGACGCCAGUGUAUGAAAGUCAGGGAUGUGCCGAUCCUUGUGAAGAGGAGAUGGGAUCCCUUUUCGGUUGUCCAAAAAAGCGCCGCACUGUACCGCGUAACGAAAACAGUGUCAACGCCAGCUCUGACCCCUGUUUGACCAUUUUUGGCCCAACCACUCCGACCUUUCCACGCACCCCGCCUCGAAGUGCUGCCUCAUCUGUGGCGUCGUAUAUUCGCCCCUCUCUGUCCAAUACCAUUCGCCCCAGCUCUCCUCGGAGGACACCAACCAGGGAGAAGAGACGCGUUCACGCUUUCGUAAGUGAUCUCAGCCCCGCUUCGAGACGCACCUAUACACCUCCCAAGAUUCUACCCUCUGGUGAUGAGACGGCUCCUCCGAGUUUCGGCAGCGCAACGCUACUGUCGGAAGUGAAAGCUGGUAAAUUCGACUUUGUUAGCCCUCUUGGGCCUGUCAAAAGGGGCAAGCUGUCUUCUAACCCUGAAACAAUUGCGUCUUCAACAUCAUCAACCACUUCAAAACCUCAUUCAGGGAGAAGCGGGAGUCUAGAGAUUGUGAGAGAAGAGGAAGAGGAAGAUGGCUGGACGGUCGUUCAGCGUAGAGGAAGACGAGCUGGUUCAGAGCCCGUGAGGCAGACUAUGGAAGCAGAAGAGAAGACCAGUGUGGAUGAUAUGGAGUUGUGAUAUUCUGCUGUUGUAAGGGGUUAUUCCAAUAAUGUACAGUACAUGAUGCACAGUAUAGAU